GUUUAGGCUAUUUUAGUGCAGAUGUGUGUACGCCCUUCCCAUAAUAAUUCCAUACUUCCAAGCGUGUAAUUACAUUCAGACAACACAUUGUAGGACCUGCUCUUACUAUAAAAGGUUUUAUAUGUCCACGCAUAUCAUAUAUAUGUGUGUCUGUGUAUGUGUGUGUGUGCAUACACACACUCAAGCGUUAACAGUAAAAUGUAUAAGCAUUAUAUUUGCAUCAUAUGUUCUGGGACUGAACUCCAACUGACAAGAAAUUUGUCUGAUCUGAAUUAGAGCGUGUUAUAAAUGUAAAGCGCAUCAGAGUUUUUGAGAAUUAACACACACACACAAAGAUUAAAACACCUGUUCAUAUCAGAUUUUGAAAGGACAGUAUUGGGGUGUGACCUUGGUGUAGCUCAGUGGUAGGGCACAUCUUUAGUGUGCACAAGACCUUGGGUUUGAUCCCUAGCAUCACAUUUCUCUAAAAGAAAAAGUAUUUUCGAUAUACUGGGCCAAGUAAAAUUCUAAUUAAUUCCAUCAGUUUUCUACCACGAUUGUUACUCGUUUUGAAAAAUUAUUUUUGUGACUUCAAAUCUUUCUGUGGGACAGGAUUGCUUGAAGAAAGGCAUUAACAAACAGUGUCCUGUGGCCAAAUACAGACUGCCCAUUUUCUACUUUGAAACAGGGUCUCUUGUAGCCCUUACUGGCCUGUGUGUGAGUCACCACACGGUUUUAGGGCUUUAUGUCGUGCUGAGGAGCAAACUCUGGCCCCUGUGCUUGCUAGAAAGCAUUUGCUGACCUCCUGCCCUGGAACAACACCUGGUAUGGACUUACAUACAGUGCAUGAGUCCAAGCAAGUUGCUAUAUAGUGACUAGAAUUGAAGCUCAUACGCUGAAAGGAGAGGAAGCAUCCCGGACGCUUUGUCACUUGUUUAACAGAAGAAAGAAUCUUGUAAACUCUUCGGCAGCUGUGGUCAAGGGAAUAAAAGAGAUUUUCUGUUGUUAGAUGAAAUUCAUCUCCCAGACUUACUGUGCAAAUUGAGGUAACCUGAGCGUGAAUAGCGUCAUAGACUUGCUCAGUAAACAUUCAUUGCCUCCCACUGUUAAGAGCUGUGAAGAUGUCUGACAAAAAACGUAUCAUUGCCAAGGCUUCCCUGAUUGAGCAGCUGGUGGCUAAAAGGUAUUUUGAGGAUAUUGGCAAACAUCUGACUGAGCUUGAAAUGAUAUAUGUGUCUAAGGAGCAUCUCCAGGAAACAGAGUUAGUCAGAGCUGUAUACAGAGUCCUCAAAAACUGCCCCUCCGUGUCUUUGAAAAGGAAGGCCAAGUGUCUGCUGGCAAAGUGGAGAACUUUCUAUAAGAGUACACACCUCAAAACAAAGGAAAGCCUUAAAUUACUCCCUUCUAAUGUUAAUGAAGAAAAAGGUGCAGCAGUUUCUCUGGAGGUGAGCCAGGAUGAGGCAUCAGGUUUUAGCCAUGAUGAGAUGGCAGGUCUCUGCAGUUCUCUCUCUAGGCUGGCAUCUCAAGAUGCUGAAAAGUAUGCUGCAGCAGUUGGGUCUGAAAGUAGCACCACUCAAAUGGAAAUUAAUGAAGAAUAUUUGGAGGGUGUUGACCCUGAAUCUACUAGCAAGAGCUCAAGUGUGGUACAAGAUCCCCUGGUGUCUGUUAGAUCUAAAUGUGUAGAGCUUCUUUACAGAGCGUUAGCUAGUUUUUCCACAAAUGACAUGAAAACUCAUUUGUGGCAGAGAUUUGCAAGAGAAAUUGAAGAGCAUAUUUUUGCCCUUUAUUCAAGCAACAUCAAAAAAUACAAAACUUGUAUUCGAAGCAAAGUUGCCAAUUUGCACAACCCCAGGAAUUCUCAUUUACAACAAAGCCUGCUGUCUGGAACCAUGUCUACAAGAGAAUUUGCUGAAAUGAGUGUCCUGGACAUGGCAAAUGAGGAACUGAAGCAGCUGAGAGCUUUCUACACAGAAGCCAGUAUUCAGGAACAUCACCUUCCCCACACAGUUGACGGCACACAGACAGAUAAAAUAAAGUGCAAGCGCUGUGAGAAAUACAACUGCAAGGUCACUGUAAUUGCCAGAGGAACACUUUUCCUUCCCGUUUGGGUGCAGAAUUCAAACCCAGAUGAACAAAUGACCUAUGUCAUUUGUAAUGAAUGUGGGGAACAGUGGUACCAUAACAACUGGGUGUGCUUGUAAUUUGUAUAUAAUCCCUUCAGGGUUAUGUUUUACAUGUAUAACAUAACCCCUUUGUGCUCAUUUUUUAACAGAAUCUUACUGUUAUUUUUGUCUGGGAUUUUGGUUUUUGAAAGAGCUCACUAUGUAGGCAAAGCUGGCCUCAGUCUCCUGAAUGCUGGAAUUACAAGUGUACACUGCCACACCUGGCUCGGUAUAUUGUCCUACUCCAGUUCUGGGAACAAGGAACGAGAGUUGUUUGCCAAAGUUAAGAUCAUUGUUGCUAAAAGUUGUUUGGGAAGAGUAGAAGACCAUCACUCUGUACUUUGUGGCCAUUUAUAGAGUGGCAGUGUAGCACCACAUGGCCUAAGAGCAUGUUAGAGGGACAAACUCUGACCCUAUACUCCUCUGAGUCCUGAUCUGCAUAUGGCAGAAUCCCCAGGCCAUCCUCUGAGAUACCUUGAGAAGCUCUGAUAGAGCUGCAGGCCUGUGGCUCUCAGGAGUGACUAUACAUUGGAGUUUACUGGAGAGCAUUAAAAGUAUACAGGUGCCAAGGGUCAAGCCUAGAAUAAUUCAGUCUGAAUCUAUGGCAUGGGACCCAGGCAUCAACAUUGCUCUGGUCAUUCAUUUCUCAGUUUAAGUUGUAGUUAGAGUUGAGAACUACAUGUAAAUAGUCUCUCAUGUGAACCUUUCUAUAGUUCUGAAUGUUACUCUGGAGACUUGACAGAUGAGGAAAGAGGCCCACGGAGCUUCAGUGGCUUAACCAUGUUACAUAACUAUAGGUAGUCUGCCUCAUAUUUUCCAGCGUCCUUAUGACGUAAGUGUGAUGGCACAUGUCUGUAAUCCCAAUGCUAUGGAGGAUGAGGCAGGAGGAUUUAAGUGGGUUCAGGGGCAGUUUAGAUUGUAAAG
Messenger RNA from Myodes glareolus (Bank vole), 3065 nucleotides. The record is from RefSeq and is a predicted model, not a curated record. Lineage: Eukaryota; Metazoa; Chordata; Mammalia; Rodentia; Cricetidae.